AUGAACUUACGCGAUGGCCGUCGCGACGGCCGAAUUGAUUCGGAAACAGAGUUUGAGCGUCACUGAUGUAAACACCGUACUGGCGCUGAAAAAGAGAUCAACCCCGAAACUGAAAGUGCUGUGAGAGAAUUUGUGGAUAAGUAUCCUCCGUUGAGGGAAAAACAGUUCGGGGGGAAACUACUAAGGACAAGGCAGGGGCUUUACCAACGGCCGUGGACUUGUUGACGGGACUAGAAAAUGAUUUUUACUCUGAAGAUUAGCCAGUAGGGCUCAGCAGCGACAAAGGAGCCGUUUAAGGUACUUCGGAGGGCAACCCUAGAAGCCGGAACGGCGGUAUGGCGGAAAACAUACUAUAUGCUUGUAAACGUGAGAACAUCACAAGAACGUUUUCAGGCUUCUCAAAUUAUAGCGAAGUUCAGCCUCAGCUCCAAACUUAGACCAGCGUGCGAGCACGCCCUGGUUACGAGCCCUUCAAUACGAGCGUUUCUUCGUCUACGAAUAAGUUUCAGGCCUUGAGUAACACUAGGUGAAGAGAGGUUUACAGGGGGUCAUGUGUGUGGGAAUUUCUCAUGGUGUGAAAAGACAAAAGAAAGUUAGCAGAAGAAGAAUUCCUCCGCGACUAGUGUCCAAAACCCCACCAUCCUACUACGAAAUUUACGGCUUACAUAUCAGCAGAAGAAAUAAACUUCCUGGAGAAAAAAAGUGGCUAUUUCACCAAUUCGUUUAAUUUGCAUGGGGAGAAUAGAUCCUGAUCAGUAGAACCCUGCUAACUCGAACCCGGCGAACUCGAAACCCCCGCUUACUCGAACAAGACCCGAUUUCCCUUAGAUUUUACCUCAUUUUUCCCAGUCCUUUGCUAACAGGAAACUCGAGCUCGGUACCCCUUAGGUAGUUACUUAAUUAGUUACCCCGAGAACUCGACCUUAAAGUAAAAACGACGGACGAUAAACGUCAAAGUGUCAGAAAAUAGCUAAUUGGCACGUCCCAUUCUUUAAUCGCGAUAGAUACGAACAUGGUAACAUUAAUAACAUUUAAAAAAAGGAACACAAUAAUUAUUCAUACUACUGAGUAAAAGGAAAAAAAAAUUAAUAAUACUUAAUUUUUGUCACGCGCGUUAUCGUCGUGGGGAUUAGUGUGCCAAGCGCUUGAGUGUCUUUGUACAAACAGUUCGUGCAACAUGCUCUGACAUCCGUUUUAGGAUUUGAGGGUCAUUUUCCGCCGUUCCGUGUUUUAGGAUUUGGGGGUCAUUUUCCGCCAUUCCACCGUUCCACUGAGCUUUUAGGGUUUCCCACUUCGGAAGGUGGGAAUGUGACAGAUGUCACAUUCGUUGACGACUGUAUCGUUGAAGUGGCAGUUGCUGAGGUGCGAACAUAUGCAGACGAAUAUGACACGAACUUAGAAAACAACUUUUAUGACCGAGAGGAUGAAGAUAUUACCCCAAUUACGGUUUCUAGAUCCGGGCGGCAAAUUCGCGCCCAUUUUCGCUUGGAUUUCUUAGGCACGCUUACAGUAGAUAUCUCCAAUAACCUAAUGGAAAAGUAG
Messenger RNA from Pocillopora meandrina, 1542 nucleotides. The record is from the annotation of a GenBank genome assembly. NCBI's taxonomy places the organism in Eukaryota, Metazoa, Cnidaria, Anthozoa, Scleractinia, Pocilloporidae.